AUGGAAACUAAGUAUGUUUGUACCUUAAAAAUUAAUAUUGAAUCACCUGAAAAAUGUAGAGAAUGUCUUUCAAAUAACCAGAAUAGAAAACUCAAGAAUAAAGCAGCAGAAACUGCAGAAGAACCGGGAAAAAGUACUGUCUUGCUACAAGAGACAGAACGAUCUGUAAUAGCAGUAACUGUAGAAGCAACAGAUCAAACCGAACAGACUAUUACAGAAACAUUUGCUACUACAUCUCAAAGCGAAAAUGUUCAAAGUGAGGAGAAUGUCGUGACUAUAUCUCAAGCUGAGGAUAAUGUCAUGGAAACAAAUAUGGAACCGCUAUCAGCAACAACAAUAAGUGAAUACGAGCAUGAACUUUUGCAAAAAUUUCGAACUAAAAUGAAUAAACUUCG
Messenger RNA from Racocetra fulgida, 395 nucleotides. NCBI's taxonomy places the organism in Eukaryota, Fungi, Glomeromycota, Glomeromycetes, Diversisporales, Gigasporaceae. The record is from the annotation of a GenBank genome assembly.